GCCUUCUCCACUCCGCAGUCCUUAUUUCAACCGCCUCUGCUCAGUGCAUUCCUUUCAUCGAGUAGAUUGUUGAGAUUUUCAAUCAAUCAUGGACUCACACUGGAAUCUCGGCCACGAAUUCGCUGCAUGGGAGGCGGCCGGAGUGCCGCCGGAGUACUCUGGAGACCCGAAACCUAUCCACCUCUAUCCUAUAUCCAAUUCCAAGAGAAGCCGCCGGGCUGCCCAGAAGAAGGUGGUGUCGGUCCCCGUGGGCGACGCAGAGGGAGUCCGUGCCGGCGAGGCGUUCCCGCCCUCGGACUCGUGGUCUUGGAGGAAGUACGGACAGAAGCCCAUCAAAGGUUCCCCCUUUCCCAGAGGCUACUACCGGUGCAGUAGCUGGAAGGGUUGCCCGGCGCGGAAGCAUGUGGAGCGCGACCGGCUCGAUCCUGGCGUGCUCCUCGUCACCUACUCUUUCGACCACAAUCACCCCUGGACUAAUCCUACGGCCGGCCGCAGCCGCCUCCACCACAAGCAAAAGCCUCAGGCAGCGGAUCCCCAUCCUCCGCCGCUGAAGGGGGAGGAGGAAGAUCCCGGGACACUACCGGUGGCCGAUGCCGAAGACGGGUUCCGGUGGUUCUCCGACAUGGCCUCCCCUUCCUCCACCUCCGCCGGCUCUGAUGAACUCCUCUUCGGUUCCAUCCUCUUCGACGGGAUCGAAACAGCGGCGGAAGGGGAGGCUGAUGAGAGGACGGAGGCGGCUGGGGAGGAAGGGGAGGACGCGAUGUUCGCGGAGCUGGAAGAUCUGCCGGAGUACUCGCUGGUGCUCCGCAGGGGACAGGCGGCGCCGUCGUGGAUCAGACCAACCGGUUAAAUAUUGGCCGUUGAUUGCGGCCAGGCAAUUUCUUAGCGGCGUGUGAUUGGCUUAAGUUAUCUGGGUUUCUGACGUAUGCACAAUUCCCCCUCCCUUUGUUACUUUUUUUUAAUUUGACUUGACUUGUCCUAUUUUCGUGGAUACUUCGCGAAUUUGAAAAAUAAUUUUAAAAACACUGUUAAAUUAGUGGUGUAUUUAUUUGGUUACCAGUGUUUAUAUA
Zingiber officinale is the source of this 1070-nucleotide messenger RNA. Its product is annotated as probable WRKY transcription factor 65. Gene Ontology annotation, cellular component: nucleus. The coding region runs from base 89 to 850 and encodes 253 amino acids. The transcript has 3 exons. NCBI's taxonomy places the organism in Eukaryota, Viridiplantae, Streptophyta, Magnoliopsida, Zingiberales, Zingiberaceae. Gene Ontology annotation, molecular function: transcription cis-regulatory region binding; DNA-binding transcription factor activity. The record is from RefSeq and is a predicted model, not a curated record. Gene Ontology annotation, biological process: regulation of DNA-templated transcription.